This is a messenger RNA of Phanerochaete carnosa HHB-10118-sp, 348 nucleotides long. RefSeq lists its product as uncharacterized. Bases 1 to 348 code for a protein of 115 amino acids. The transcript has 2 exons. NCBI's taxonomy places the organism in Eukaryota, Fungi, Basidiomycota, Agaricomycetes, Polyporales, Phanerochaetaceae. The record is from RefSeq and is a predicted model, not a curated record.
AUGAUCAAUGGUGCAGAACCGUUCAAUCGCCCACUAAUCACCCAGAUCAUUGCCACCAUAUUCUUCAAGCCAGGCCGUUCACGACCAUCAAUUGCUGCUCAGCACACGAGCAGAUUCCGUUCGAGUGUCCACCUUGCGCCUCAUGAGCUGGAAAUACCAGAGCCAAUGCUGGCUCUCGCAUGUGCUUUGGUAUGUUUUUUGGCUCUUGCUGACUGGACAUCUGGAAUGUGCAAGGAAGCCUCCGACUACAACAUCACAGAGGCUGAGAAAGAGUACAAGAAGGUUCUGUCAUUUCUCGACCGUGUUAAGAAAGCAAGUCUGCAGAUGUACCACCAGGUCAUGCAUUAG